UUUUUCCUCCUUCUUCUUCUUCUUCUUUUUUUUAAAUCCUUGUUUCACACUGUCCUGCAGUUUCUGUCUCGCAGAAACACACAUUUAUUGCGCGUGGAGGACGCAGUCACGCACAUGUGAAAAAAAAAAAAAAAAAAAUGAGGUCCAUGUUUUUGCUCUGGUUCAUCAUUUGGGUCGCAGAUGCGGAGCUAAAACCCCGGAAAGGCUCCGGGCUGCUGUGUACUUUCAAAGACAAGACGUACAACCCGGGAGACAGCUGGCAUCCCUAUCUGGAGCCGUUCGGACUCAUGUUCUGCAUGCGCUGCGUCUGCACAGAGACUGGCCAUGUGAAGUGCACGACAAUCAAGUGUCCUGCUCUGCCGUGUGACAACCCCGUGGCCGAGCCUCAGCAGUGCUGUCCAAGAUGCACAGAUGAGCCCAGGAUCCCCGCAGGGCUGAGGGCUUCAGUGAAAUCCUGCAGGUAUAAUGGAACUAUCUAUCAGCCGGGGGAGACCUUCAACAAGCACGACCUCUUCCCCUCCAAGCAAAGCAACCAGUGUGUAAUGUGCACAUGCUCUAAUGGAAACAUCUUCUGCGCUCUGAAAACAUGCCAGCCAAUCACCUGCUCCGCGCCGGUCUCCGUUCCAGAGACCUGCUGUUUGGUGUGUAAAGAUCACAGCACCAGUGGGUCUUCAUCGACUGAGGAUGGAAACCAGCAGCUGAACAGAGGCGUGAGGCAUUCAGUGGACCAGUGUUCUGGAGAGCAGGGCAGGGCGCGGUCUGACCGUGCCACUCCACCCAGGGUCAGGACUUCUCCCAGAGGCCUGAGCCUCAGUAAACUCAACCUCAAAGGGGCUUCGGAGACCACCGUGAAGAUUCUGCUGCAGCGGAAACACCAACGAGCGUGUUUAUACAAUGGCAAGACGUACUCUCAUGGAGACAUGUGGCACCCAGUUUUGGGGAAGGUCCUGGAAUGCAUCCUGUGCACUUGUACUGACGGCCUGCAGGACUGCAAACGCAUCACGUGCCCCAGCCAGUACCCGUGCCAGCAUCCUCUGAAGCCAGUGGGGAAGUGCUGCAAGACCUGUCCAGAAAGUAAAGCUGAAAGUAACCAGACCCAGUGUUAUCUGGGAUAUAAAAACAGCCUCUUGGUGUACAAAGUAGAUUCGUCUCUGAAGGUCGACCCACCCCACACAGUGAGGAUCAUCGCUAUCGAGAGACAGAGCACGGCUGAGGUUGAAGUGCAAGUGUGGAAGGCUGUUGAAGGUGUUUUACAGUUGAUGGAAAUUGGUGACGUUCAAAGAAAAGACAUAAUGGAUCAUCCAGAGAAUUACACAUUACUCACAACGCUCGAUGAAGAGACAUGGCGAAAAUUUAAAGAGGAGGGAGAGAACCUGAGCAAAGCCUCUCAGACCACGAUCUGCGAAGACGGCAUCCGGGAGAUGGUGACCUUCCUAAACCCCAAGCAGAUAGAGGACGUGUGUUCCCCCUAAAAGUUUUUUCCUUGCCUUCCCACAACCCACACGGUCAACGCUGCACUCGGAUGUCCCCUGCGUCGUUUCCUGUAACACAAGUGGUGUUGCUCAUUUAUGAUCCUGCUUAUUGAUUGAUUGAUACCUUGUUGUCCGUCGCGUUUUAAUCACCACACGCUUCUUUGUUUUGUUGAACUUUCCGGUAGUGGAAAAAAAAAAAAAAGCACACACGCAUAAAUCACAAAAUGCAGCGUAAUAUCACUGUGAAGGUGGAGGGGAGAGAUGUGUUGCUUCUGUGAUGUUAACAUGUGCAUCUAUUGAACCGUAAUCACAUUACAAUUGUGUUGGAAUAUGUUGGAAAAGGGGCCAUGCGCUGUUCAGAAUGGGUUUUUUGUUUAAGGGUGUUUUAUGAUCAUCAACAUAUUUAAUGUACAUAAAAAUGGAGGUUUUGACCUUAUUUAAAGUGUAUGGUUUCUGUGUAUAUACAUCUGACUUUUUGAAUGUUUUUUUGUUUUUGCAUGUAGUAGCAUGAGGGAUCAAUCACUGAGUAUUCAUUAAUGCGUAGACAGCCUUUUCGUAAUUGUUCCGGAUAUCAAACUAUAAACCUACUGUUGCUAUUUUUUUGUGCAGCCACGAGACAUUUUAUACUCCACAUACCACAAAAAAAUGCUUGUAUCUUAAAGUGGUCGUAGUCGAUGUAGCUGAAUGAACUCUGUACCUCUGCCCACUGUUUUAUCAGUGUUUUCACACCAUUAAACUUUUACGCCUCGA
Messenger RNA from Acanthopagrus latus (yellowfin seabream), 2222 nucleotides. It is a transcript of the gene chrdl2, whose product is annotated as chordin-like 2. Lineage: Eukaryota; Metazoa; Chordata; Actinopteri; Spariformes; Sparidae. The record is from RefSeq and is a predicted model, not a curated record. Gene Ontology annotation, molecular function: protein binding. The coding region runs from base 138 to 1472 and encodes 444 amino acids. The transcript has 11 exons.